UACCAUAGGGUUCGGCUGCCAACGUAGCAUCAAAGGUGUCCUUCACUUCUGGGGUUUGAUAACUCAAAGUCUCAUCUGAGGUUCUCUUCUGUAGCUUCUUCCUUUUCACGGUGGGCUAGCCUUCCUAUCAUGGCGGGGUCAGCAGGCACAAGUUCGGUGAAGCCGGAGUACCAGCACUUCGUUCCUCAGUUCAUCCUGAGGAACUUCGCUCACAAAUACACUGGGCCCCAACGCUCCAAAAAAGGGAAGAAGAAAAAGGGCGAUAACAUGUUCCGCGGCGAGCUUGUUGUCAAUACUGUCAACCUGGGAGCCGAUCCUUUCGACAUCGAAGAGGCAAAGGUUAAGCGUGUUCUCGGGCAAUAUGAUAUGUAUCAAGAUACGACCCUACACGAGGCACAACGACGAGAGAUUGAGACGAUGCUUGGCAAGUUGGAAGCCCACGUUAGUACUAUCUUCCGCAAGAUAACCAAGGCAUUUGACUCCGGGGAGCCAAAUGUAUGGGUUACCCGCGGAGAGCGGAAUUCGAUCCGCAAAUUCCUCUUCAUCCUCAAGUAUCGUGGAUCAGGCUUCCAUCGGCGUUUCAACUACGAAAGCUCUGAUCAAUAUGACUAUAAUGACAAGGAACUCCUACAGAAGUAUAUGGAAGAGAAGGGCUUCAAGCGACCCAUUGAUGUCUGGUUCCAGGGUCUCAAAACGAUCAUAAACCUAAAGAUGGACGCAGAUGGUUGGGAAAAGGAGCUCGCCGACAACAUGUACCUUGAAGAUGCAAAGUGGUUCCUAAUGCACACGCAAAUGAUGUACAUGGCUAUCUUGGCACCAGAAGAUCUAGGAGCCGAAUUCAUACUCACAGACAACAGCUACAAUAUAUACGAGGGGCCGUCCACUGUCGAAAUGAAUCCCCUCACGGGAGUGGCUACCGAGACCAAAUGGACCAAUCUUCAUGAGUUUGCCCCUUUAUCCCCGAAGUUGAUGAUCGUACUGCGCAGCUUGGUCCUUCCUAUACCAGAAGAGGACAGCGAUCCAAAGCUACGGGCGUGGAGGGAAGAAACGCGCAAGAUGGCUGGUGUUGACCGCUACUCGUCGACUCUAGCUGACCUGCCCAUAAGUAAGCCGCGCAACUCCUACAGCGAAGUAGUAAACGGCCAGGUACGGCUUCGGGCAGGCGAAGACGGAGCCAGACGAAAAACGGACAAGUUUUGCUUCCAAUUUUUCUCCGUCGGCGUAGAGCACGUACACAAGAUCAAUCACAUUCUAUUUGACAAUGCAUACUCAUGCACAAACAUCGUCUUUUACUCCGAAGACUCAUUCUCGAAUACUUUGGAGUGGUACAUGACUAACACAGACACACUCUCUAAGGCGGCGGGGAUAAAUUCAGCGGAACAGCGGCGCAGGUUUCUCGUGAAUCUCGCUACGUUGAUGAGGCGUCUAGGAUCAACAAAGGAGCCUGUAUGGGCAGAAAACACAGCUAAAGUCUUGUCCGACUUUGAGAAAAUGAAGGGACUACAGCGCUCGCUACAAAGUGGGUUAUUAGAUUGGCUUCACAAUGCCGAGCAGAAACCCGAGACAAGCUCCGAGCUUCCACAAGGGCCAAAUUCCACCUAUUUCUCUAUUGGCGGUACCCGCGAGACACUUCUAGAAGAUAUGAACCUCGUCAAAGAUAUGUGGCGACGACGAGUCGACGUAGAUGUCGAAUCGCGCGGCCAGCCAGAACCGAUUCGAAACCGAAACCGCGAACGACUCGUUGAAGAGUUUAUGACGUACCCUUCGAGGAGAGUAUUAUUCUAUUCAGGGCUGGUGCGAGAGAACGUUUUGAUGCACCAUGAUGACGGGUAUAUGCAGAGGCGAUUGGACGAUAUUCUGCAACGGCAAAGACCUCCAGAAUAUAUAAUUGCUAAAGCCCUCCACGGCCGGAUGUCCAUGAACAAGCUGAAUUGGCUCAUCUACAGAACGGCAAUGAACGAUAUCGAGAGGGAAAAAGAACAGUUUCCCGAGGACGAGCUUUGGGAAACACCCCUUCCUAGCAUUGAAGGGGCUUUCCGACUUGCACUGAUCGGCAAGAUAGUAUUCCUCCUCCCUGGACUGCUUAAAAACUGUGGAAUACCCGAGAUCGAGAGACUAGCCGCAGCCCAGGAAGAAGAGAUUCAGCAUCACGAUCUCAAGAGAAUAAGGGGGUUGCCGUAUCGCUUCAUUCCCGACGAUCAGAAGAUCGAGCUUCUGACGAGGAUCAUGGUCAGGCCGCUGUUUCGAGAAGUCCUCGCUGAUAAAGUAGAAGCUAGCUUGCUGCCGAGAUUGGAGGAUGUCUUUUUCAGGAUAUCGUUCCCUACUCCGCCUAUCUGACUGCCCUGAUUAUGGCGAUCUUCGUGGAAUAUAGGGGAAUGGGCUAUCUAAGGUAGGAUCUCAGCGAGUUAUUUGUGUAAUUGAGAUAUGUUUUUGUCAUAUCACGAUCCAAGA
Molecule: messenger RNA, 2451 nt
Organism: Xylaria bambusicola
Lineage: Eukaryota; Fungi; Ascomycota; Sordariomycetes; Xylariales; Xylariaceae
Exons: 6
Coding region: 130-2337 (735 amino acids)
Source: RefSeq, a predicted model, not a curated record